CGAUGACGUCGAUGACGGGGUGGGCCGGCUGCAUGUGACCUCACCAAGAUGGUUGUGGGAGCGUUUCCCAUCGCUAAGCUCCUGUACCUGGGGAUCCGCCAGAUAAGCAAACCUUUAGCGAACCGGAUCAAGGCGGGCGCACGGCGGAGUGAAUUCUUUCGUACCUACGUUUGUCUCCCGCCUGCUCAAGUAUAUCACUGGGUGGAAAUGCGUUCCAAAAUGAGGAUCAUGGGAUUCCGUGGAGCAGUAAUCAAGCCUUUAAAUGAAGAUGCAGCUGCAGAGUUGGGGGCAGAGCUACUAGGAGAGGCCAUCAUCUUUCUUAUAGGUGGUGGAUGUAUGGUAGCAGAGUAUUCAAGGCAAUCAGCUAACAGCCAUAGGAAAGAGGAAGAAAUGGAGGCCAGACUGGGAUCUAUGGAGGCUGAGAUUGCACGAUUGGGACUCCUAACAGAGGAACUGGAAACCAGGGCUCGUGUGACAGAGAGGCAACAAGCUGGCAAAUGAUUAAUUCAUGAAAUUUCUCCACUGACCUUGCAUAAACCUUGCACUUGUUUCUACAAAACUAAACACUGGAGACCUUUGGCCAGCUGUACAAGGAAGUACACACACCAGGAUCUUUCCUUUGGAAAAAAUGUUUUGCAUAUUAAAAAAAUAAAUAAAAGGAGAGCUACAGUGA
This is a messenger RNA of Xenopus laevis (African clawed frog), 673 nucleotides long. RefSeq names its product optic atrophy 3 (autosomal recessive, with chorea and spastic paraplegia) S homeolog (gene opa3.S). The record is from RefSeq and is marked provisional. Lineage: Eukaryota; Metazoa; Chordata; Amphibia; Anura; Pipidae.